This is a messenger RNA of Doryrhamphus excisus (bluestripe pipefish), 1692 nucleotides long. RefSeq names its product 1-phosphatidylinositol phosphodiesterase-like. The record is from RefSeq and is a predicted model, not a curated record. Gene Ontology annotation, biological process: lipid metabolic process. Gene Ontology annotation, molecular function: phosphoric diester hydrolase activity. NCBI's taxonomy places the organism in Eukaryota, Metazoa, Chordata, Actinopteri, Syngnathiformes, Syngnathidae.
AAGAAGUCCUAAUGCCAUCUUGAACAAAUAUAAGACGACUCCACAUAGACAAACCCUCUUUUUGUAUGUUAGCGUCAUAAUGCCUCUCUUGUUUGCUAACUCACGUUUGGGGGUAACAGACCCCCCACAUUAUUUUAUGUGGCCUAUGAAAGCCUGGGAAUAAUCUACUUGACCGUUUUCCUUCUAAUUACAUUUGUUCUCUGAGCUUGACAUAAAAAUUCUACUGCAUGCGGUUCUUCCAAAUACUUCAAUGUUUGCCUGUCACCGUGACAUUAGCACUUCAAAGCAAAUUUAAUCACUAUUUGUAUGAAAUAUGCGAAAUAUGCCACUGUACUGUAUUUGGUGUACAGAAAGAUAAAUGACAGGAGAGUUAGUACAUACAAAUAAACUAAAAAGUAACUCGAGCUAAAAAGAUAACACACGUCUGAAAAUCAGUUGGCCUCAGUCUCUUUAUUAGGAGCACAACAUUAGAAUCAUACAAUCACACGCAAGGAGAGGUUGCAUUCAAAGACACCACGUAAUAUUAAGAUUAAGAUUACUUUUUGACUGUAGAUGUAUUUCCUUCGAUUUCCGAGCAUAUUUAAAUGCAAACAAAUGUACUUCCAGUAGUUUAGUAGCAGUAGGACUUUUGUUAGUAAGGGAUGAGUAUCCACUUCCUGUUUGUCUUUAUUUAAACCACGCAUACGCGCACAACAAAGCUCCGAGUGUCAGUGAAGGCACCUGCCGAUCGCCUCGUGCCAAUGAGAUGAGGCGGGACAAGGAGUGCUAUCUGGGGGCCAUCCAGAGACCCGACUAUGACGACACACCCACCCCAGAGUACUUCAACCCGUCCUGGAUGUCCACCAUCUCCGACCACCGUCUUCUGUCAGAGGUCACCAUGCCGGGGACCCACAACACCAUGGCGCUGUACGGCGGCGUCUACGCCGAGUGUCAGUCGUGGAGCCUGGCCUCGCAGCUCCAAGCAGGCGUCCGCUUCCUGGACGUGCGUGUCCGCCACGUGGACGGCGUCCUCACCAUCCACCACGGGGUGUCCUACCAGAGGGCCCACUUGGGCGACGUGCUGCAGGGCGUGGCCACCUUUCUGAGCAGGUACCCGAGCGAGGCCGUGCUGAUGCGUGUCAAGGAGGAGCUGAGCCAGACCGACAACAUCUACUGGCCGGUGGUGGACUACAUCCGUCGCUACGUCAGCUGGGACCUGCUGUGGCACGGCCGCCAUGUCCCCACCAUGGGCCAAGCUCGAGGGAAGCUCAUCAUCCUGCAGGACUUCUACGGGCCUGACUUGGGGAUGCACUACGACUCGCUGGAGAUAGCCGAUGACUGGAAGGUUCCCUCACUCGAACACGUGCACGACAAGUGGCAGAGCAUCUACCAGCACCUGGAGGCCGCAUCUGGGGGCGACAGGGCCCGGAUUUUUCUCACCUACAGCAGCGGCGCCAGCAUUUCGGCGUUCCCCAGGGCGGUGGCACAACGCAUCAACCCUCGACUCCACGACUACCUGAAGGCCAAGAAGAACCUCAACCAGCGUUUUGGAAUCAUUUGCAUGGACUUCCCGGCUGCCCCCAUCAUUCAAAGCAUCAUCAACUUCCAGCUGAGGAACGACGUGAAGAAAGAACGGGGCUUCAUCCUGUAGCAUUUCAUGCUAAUCCUGUAUUGUAUCCGUUUUGGGAUUCAAUAAAGCUAUAUACAUUGGCA